This is a messenger RNA of Helicoverpa zea (corn earworm), 3882 nucleotides long. Its product is annotated as streptococcal hemagglutinin-like. The record is from RefSeq and is a predicted model, not a curated record. The transcript has 2 exons. Lineage: Eukaryota; Metazoa; Arthropoda; Insecta; Lepidoptera; Noctuidae. The coding region runs from base 1 to 3882 and encodes 1293 amino acids.
AUGAGAGUGAAAGAAUACUGCACCGGCGCCAAUUUCAGCACCUCCGCCUAUAUAACCUCCGCCUCCGCCACCAAUGUAACCUCCGGCACCUCCACCUAUAUAACCUCCUCCACCAAUUCCGUCGCCUCCGCCAAUUCCGGCGCCUCCGCCAAUUCCGGCGCCUCCACCAAUUCCGGCCCCUCCAUCAAUUCCGGCCCCUCCACCAAUUCCGGCACCUCCACUUAUUCCGGUACCUCCAACGAUGUAGCCUCCAGCACCUCCGUCUACAUAGGCUCCUCCUCCGCCACCGAUGUAACCUCCAGCACCUCCGUCUACGUAGCCUCCGCCUCCGCCACCGAUGUAACCUCCAGCACCUCCGUCUACGUAGACUCCUCCUCCGCCACCGAUGUAGCCUCCAGCGCCUCCGUCUACGUAGCCUCCUCCUCCGCCAACAAUGUAGCCUCCAGCGCCUCCGUCUACGUAGCCUCCUCCUCCGCCAACAAUGUAUCCUCCGCCGCCAAUUCCAGCUCCACCACCUAUGUAACCACCAGCGCCGAUUUCGGCACCUCCACCUAUUCCGGCACCUCCGCCUAUGUAACUUCCGCCGCCAAUUUCGGCUUCUCCACCGAUGUAGCCUCCAGCUCCUAUUUCGGCGCCUCCGCCAAUUCCGGCACCUCCGCCUAUAUAACCUCCUCCGCCAAUUCCGGCUUCGCCAACGAUAUAGCCUCCAGCGCCUCCAUCUACAUAGGCUCCUCCUCCGCCACCUAUGUAGCCUCCAGCUGCUCCGUCUACAUAGCCUCCUCCUCCGCCACCGAUGUAGCCUCCAGCGCCUCCGUCUACAUAGGCUCCUCCUCCGCCACUGAUGUAGCCUCCAGCGCCUCCGUCUACAUAGGCUCCUCCUCCGCCACCUAUGUAGCCUCCAGCUCCUCCGUCUACAUAGCCUCCUCCUCCGCCACCGAUGAAGCCUCCAGCGCCUCCGUCUACAUAGGCUCCUCCUCCGCCAACAAUGUAUCCUCCGCCGCCAAUACCGGCUUCGCCACCGAUGUAGCCUCCAGCACCUCCACCUCCACCACCAAUAUAACCACCAGCACCGAUUUCGGCAACUCCACCGAUUCCAGCGCCUCCGCCUAUAUAACCACCUCCGCCAAUUCCGGCUCCACCACCAAUGUAACCACCAGCGCCGAUUUCAGCACCAAUUCCUGCACCUCCGCCUAUAUAACCUCUGCCGCCAAUUCCGGCUUCGCCACCGAUGUAACCACCAGCGCCUAUUUCGGCACCUCCACCAAUUCCCGCACCUCCACCGAUGUAGCCUCCAGCUCCUAUUUCGGCACCUCCGCCAAUUCCGGCACCCCCGCCUAUAUAACCUCCGCCGCCAAUUCCGGCUUCGCCACCGAUGUAGCCUCCGGCGCCGAUUACGGCACCUCCACCGAUGUAGCCUCCAGCACCUAUUUCGGCACCUCCGCCAAUUCCGGCACCUCCACCUAUAUAACCUCCGCCGCCAAUUCCGGCUCCUCCACCAAUGUAACCACCAGCGCCGAUGUAGCCUCCAGCUCCUAUUUCGGCACCUCCGCCAAUUCCGGCACCUCCGCCUAUAUAACCUCCGCCGCCAAUUCCGGCUCCACCACCAAUGUAACCACCAGCGCCGAUUUCGGCACCAAUCCCUGCACCUCCGCCUAUAUAACCUCCGCCGCCAAUUCCGGCUUCGCCACCAAUGUAACCACCAGCGCCGAUUUCGGCACCAAUGCCCGCACCUCCGCCAAUUCCUGCACCCCCACCGCCGAUUCCUGCACCUCCGCCGCCAAUUCCUGCACCUCCGCCUAUAUAACCUCCGCCGCCAAUUCCGGCUUCGCCACCGAUGUAGCCUCCGGCGCCGAUUACGGCACCUCCACCAAUUCCGGCACCUCCACCAAUUCCGGCGCCUCCACCAAUUCCCGCACCUCCACCGAUGUAGCCUCCAGCUCCUAUUUCGGCACCUCCGCCAAUUCCGGCACCUCCGCCUAUAUAACCUCCGCCGCCAAUUCCGGCUCCACCACCAAUGUAACCACCAGCGCCGAUUUCGGCACCAAUCCCCGCACCUCCGCCUAUAUAACCUCCGCCGCCAAUUCCGGCUUCACCACCAAUGUAACCACCAGCGCCGAUUUCGGCACCAAUGCCCGCACCUCCGCCAAUUCCUGCACCUCCACCGCCAAUUCCUGCACCUCCGCCGCCAAUUCCUGCACCUCCGCCUAUAUAACCUCCGCCGCCAAUUCCGGCUUCGCCACCGAUGUAGCCUCCAGCUACUAUUUCGGCACCUCCGCCAAUUCCGGCACCUCCACCUAUAUAACCUCCGCCGCCAAUUCCGGCUUCGCCACCAAUGUAACCACCAGCGCCUAUUUCGGCACCUCCACCAAUUCCGGCGCCUCCCCCAAUUCCUGCACCUCCGCCUAUAUAACCUCCGCCGCCAAUUCCGGCUUCGCCACCAAUGUAACCACCAGCGCCAAUUUCGGCACCUCCACCAAUUCCGGCGCCUCCCCCAAUUCCUGCACCUCCGCCUAUAUAACCUCCGCCGCCAAUUCCGGCUUCGCCACCAAUGUAACCACCAGCGCCGAUUUCGGCACCAAUGCCCGCACCUCCGCCAAUUCCUGCACCUCCACCGCCAAUUCCUGCACCUCCGCCUAUAUAACCUCCGCCGCCAAUUCCGGCUUCGCCACCGAUAUAGCCUCCGGCGCCGAUUACGGCACCUCCACCAAUUCCGGCGCCUCCACCAAUUCCCGCACCUCCACCGAUGUAGCCUCCAGCUCCUAUUUCGGCACCUCCGCCAAUUCCGGCACCUCCACCUAUAUAACCUCCGCCGCCAAUUCCAGCACCUCCGCCUAUAGAACCCCCGCCACCAAUUCCGGCUUCGCCACCGAUGUAACCACCAGCGCCUAUUUCGGCACCUCCACCAAUUCCGGCGCCUCCCCCAAUUCCUGCACCUCCGCCUAUAUAACCUCCGCCGCCAAUUCCGGCUUCGCCACCAAUGUAACCACCAGCGCCAAUUUCGGCACCAAUGCCCGCACCUCCGCCAAUUCCUGCACCUCCACCGCCAAUUCCUGUACCUCCGCCUAUAUAACCUCCGCCGCCAAUUCCGGCUUCGCCACCGAUGUAGCCUCCGGCGCCGAUUACGGCACCUCCACCAAUUCCGGCGCCUCCACCAAUUCCCGCACCUCCACCGAUGUAGCCUCCAGCUCCUAUUUCGGCACCUCCGCCAAUUCCGGCACCUCCACCUAUAUAACCUCCGCCGCCAAUUCCAGCACCUCCGCCUAUAGAACCCCCGCCACCAAUUCCGGCUUCGCCACCGAUGUAACCACCAGCGCCUAUUUCGGCACCUCCACCAAUUCCCGCACCUCCGCCUAUAUAACCUCCGCCGCCAAUUCCAGCUCCACCACCUAUGUAACCACUUGCUUCAAUUCCGACUUCUCCACCAAUGUAACCACCUGCUUCAAAUCCAGCUUCACCUCCGAUGUUAGCCCCUGCACUAAUAAAGCCACCUCGAUUCAUUAUACCAGAAGGGCUCAUGUUAGCAUCUCCAUCAAUUUCAGCACCACCGGCGCCAAUUUCAGCUCCUUUACCUAUGGUAGCACCUGCUUCGGUGCCAAUCCCGGCACCGCCGCCUAUAGUAACACCAGUGCUAUUGUCAGCUCCUCCGUCAAUAGAACCACUAGCAUCUAUUCCAGCACUUCCACCUUUGGACCCACUAGCACUGCCACCAGUUUUAGUUCCACCGCCAAUGGAAGUACCUACUUGGGUGAUAAAAUCAGCUCCUCCUCUGACGUAACCACUGGCACCAACUUCAGUUCCUCCGCCAAUAGAACCACUAGCAUUGGCGCCCAGCUUGGCACUUCUGCCUUUGUUGUUGUUGCCACCGAUGCUUACUUCAGCUAA